Molecule: messenger RNA, 1492 nt
Organism: Pollicipes pollicipes
Lineage: Eukaryota; Metazoa; Arthropoda; Thecostraca; Pollicipedomorpha; Pollicipedidae
Product: multiple inositol polyphosphate phosphatase 1-like
Molecular function (GO): inositol phosphate phosphatase activity; acid phosphatase activity
Source: RefSeq, a predicted model, not a curated record
GUGGUGGAGCCGCCGGGGGCAGAGGACGACAGCCGCCAGCAUGGAGUCGCCACUGAUGGGGCUGCUGGGGGUGGCGGUGGCGGCGCUGCUGUACCAUGCCUGCGUCACAGCUCAGGCAGGCGCCCACGAGCAGUGCUACGCCGAGGUGCCGGAACCCUACGACCACCUCGCCACCAAGACGCCGUACUAUGUGGUCCAGAACAACAACGACAGUGAGGAGGUGUUCCCAGGGUGUCGGCCGGCUCAGUUCUGGCUGACGGCCCGCCACGGCACGCGCUACCCGGGAGACGACGACAUCAUCCACAUGGACCGCCGGCUGCCGCUGCUGCAGCAACACAUCCUCCGCAACUACGCCGCCGGCCGCAGUAAGCUGUGCGCCCUGGACCUGGACAACAUCCGCGAGUGGCACCAGGCGUUCGACCGCAGCAUGGAGAACCAGCUGACCGAGUCGGGCGAGCACGAGCUGUUCCACAUGGCGAAGCGCUUCCAGAAGCGCUUCCCCACGCUGCUCGGGGCGCCCUACGACCCCGACAAGCACAAGUUCCUGACGACCACCAAGCAGCGGGCGAUGCAGAGCGGCCGCUGGUUCGCACGCGGCCUGUUCGGCGACCAGCCGGUCAUCUUCCCCAAGCCGAAGACGAACGACCCGCUGCUGCAGUUCUACAAGACCUGCGACAAGUGGCGGGAGCUGAUCGACGACAGUGAGGACUCGCGCCGCGAACGCUACGCGUUCCAGAACUCGUCCCACAUGCUCAGCACCAUCUCCGGCGUGUCCGACCGACUCGGAUUCGUCGGCAACAUGUCCUACGCGGACGUGCGGCUGAUGUACGACAUCUGCCGGUACGACAAGAGCGCCUUCCCGGACCGGGUGUCGCCCUGGUGCGCCGUCUUCACCGAGCUGGACAUGAAGGUGUUCGAGUUUGACAACGACCUCGAGUACUACUGGGUGGACAGCUACGGCAAUCGUCUCAAUUACGAACAGGCCUGUCCCAAGGUGAAGGACUUCAUCGAUAAGUUCAGUGCGGUCGGCUCCAGCCCCGAGCGGCAGCCGCUGGCGCACCUCUACUUCUCCCACCUGGGCGGCGUGCUCAAGUUCAUCACCCGGCUCGGCAUUCACGAGUCGCGCCCGCUGCGCAGCGGCGACUUCGGCACCGCGCGCGCCUUCAGCUCCUCCUAUCUCUCGGCCUUCGCCUCGAACGUAGCGCUGGUGCUGUUCGAGUGCGGCGACGGCUACCACGUGUCGGCGUACGUGCAGGAGCACCCCACCCGGCUGCCCGGCUGCCCGGGGCAGCUGUGCCCCCUGGAGCGGCUCGUCAGCCAGUACCGGGACGUGGUGGACGGCUGUGAUCUGACCACCAUGUGCGCCAGCGGCGGCUGGCUGGCCACCAUGUGGAAGACGCUGGUCUGGGGUCUGCCGGCGCUGUCCGUCCUAGUCUGAUGCGGCCGGCGCCGGGUCGGGCGACGGCCGAGGGGGAUCAACUGCGUAGUGACU